AUAGGAUUGAAACAAAAAGAAAACCCCACAAGCUUAGGAAAACCAUGGCGUACGACUUGAAAAAGGAGUCAGACGUGAAAGAAUACAUAGAAAAGUUGGGUGUUGAAUAUCGUUUUGGUUGCUACUCAGAGAAGAAACCAGAAGUUUGCCAUUUGUUAGGCGAUUAUUUGGAAGGUAUUAAAAAAGAUUUUGAAAAGGCCGCCAAGGUUUACAAAUCGACGUGUGAUGAUUAUGGUUAUGCAAAAUCUUGUUUCAAAUUUGGCAAUUAUAGCUUUCUUGGAAAAGGGAAGAGUGGCAGCAAAGGAGAUGCAAAGGCUGCCUACAGUUAUUACGAGAAGGGAUGCAAACUGAACGACUCUGAUUCCUGCUUACAUUCGGGACUUUUGCUGGUAUCACGUUCUAUGCCCAAAGAGAUUGACAGAGAUGUUCCUAAGGGUUUAGAAUUUUUAAGUAAAAGCUGUGACAUGAACAAUGCUACCGCCUGCUUUUAUCUCUCAGGUAUGCACAUAUCUGGUGUACAAAAGAAACCCGAAGAAUAUAAUCCUCAGGCUAAGACAGAUUCGCCAUCCCAAAAUAGCGGUGAAUACAUUGUUGAAAAGGAUAUGAAGAAAGCUUUCGAAUUUGCUUACAAGGCUUGCGAGUUACGCAAUAUGUACGCUUGUGCUAAUCUAAGUCAAAUGUACGCACGUGGAGAUGGUAUUGAAAAGAAUGAAGUCGAAGCCGAGAAAUAUAAAAAGAUGGCUUUAGAAAUGCAGGAUGAAAUCAAAAAGCAACAGCAGACUCUGAGUUUCCAGCAGGGUUUGAAAAAUGCGCAAUAGUCUGGCAGGCAUUUGGGCAGCUGAGCACGCGCAUUCAUAUUAGGCCUGUUUUUUCGGGACAUUUUAUUUGUUAAAACUCCUUUUGCACGCCCUAAACGAGAACUUUGUAGUUCUGUCAGUUAGUUCUUAUUUUCAUUGUAUAUAUAAAUCGCA
Molecule: messenger RNA, 971 nt
Organism: Glossina fuscipes
Lineage: Eukaryota; Metazoa; Arthropoda; Insecta; Diptera; Glossinidae
Gene: Coa7
Product: cytochrome c oxidase assembly factor 7 homolog
Exons: 3
Coding region: 45-818 (257 amino acids)
Cellular component (GO): mitochondrial intermembrane space
Molecular function (GO): protein binding
Source: RefSeq, a predicted model, not a curated record